Messenger RNA from Puntigrus tetrazona (Sumatra barb), 2623 nucleotides. RefSeq names its product guanine nucleotide binding protein (G protein), q polypeptide (gene gnaq). The transcript has 7 exons. Gene Ontology annotation, biological process: phospholipase C-activating dopamine receptor signaling pathway; adenylate cyclase-modulating G protein-coupled receptor signaling pathway; action potential. Gene Ontology annotation, cellular component: heterotrimeric G-protein complex. Lineage: Eukaryota; Metazoa; Chordata; Actinopteri; Cypriniformes; Cyprinidae. The coding region runs from base 630 to 1709 and encodes 359 amino acids. Gene Ontology annotation, molecular function: G-protein beta/gamma-subunit complex binding; GTPase activity; GTPase activator activity. The record is from RefSeq and is a predicted model, not a curated record.
CCUGUUGCAUAUGUAAGAACCGAGAGUCCAAACGAACCUGUUCGAACUGGGAUUUAAAUCAACAGGAGCGAAGACCUCAAUGGGCUGACUCGUAAAAUCCCGUCAGACGCGUGGACUCCCGACUGUCCGCGGUCCGAGAGCUCCGUAGCGUUCACUUGCGUUGGGAAACGGUUUUCCAGGGAACUGUCGGCCAUAUGCAUCGAUACCACGCCCGGAGUGGAGACUUUAACACGGGGGCAACACCGCUCAUGCAAAUAUUCCCAAGCACAAGUUCGUGUGCAGGAGACUUCAGUGCGGUCUAAAGAGGAACUACUGUGUUGUGUGGACUUUCAUUAUUGAGCGUCAAAUAUAAAAACGGUCUGCAAUGGAGUUAUUAAAUCCAAAGGAUCUGUUGCUUUUUUGAGUGGUAUAAAACAGUUAAACGGGAUUUCAGCCACUGUUACAUGUUCAAUACCGUUCGCUGUAACAUUCGACUGCCGUUUUCAGAAAUAUCAGGACGGUUUAUGGUUUGGAUCCUCUCCUCGGCGCGCGGCGAGAAACUCUUUCCCUGGCUUUAUCUAAACGACCGCAUGAUGUUCUUUCAAUGGAAUUGAUGAACAGCUCCGAAUCGUAAAUUGCCGCGGAGAAUCAUGACGCUGGACACCAUCAUGGCGUGCUGCCUCAGCGAGGAGGCGAAAGAAGCGCGACGGAUCAACGACGAGAUCGAGCGGCAGCUCCGGCGCGACAAGAAAGACGCUCGGCGCGAGCUCAAGCUGCUUCUGCUGGGAACUGGAGAGAGUGGGAAAAGCACCUUUAUUAAACAGAUGAGAAUCAUUCACGGCUCAGGCUACUCGGAAGAGGACAGGAGAGGCUUUACCAAGCUGGUCUACCAAAACAUCUUUACGUCGUUGCAGGCCAUGAUACGGGCAAUGGAUACUCUCCAGAUCCACUACAAAUAUGAACAUAAUAAGGCCAAUGCAAACAUUGUGAGAGAAGUUGAUGUAGAGAAGGUGUUUUUGUUCGUCAACCCCUACGUGGAUGCCAUCAGAAGUUUAUGGAAUGACCCAGGAAUUCAGGAGUGUUAUGACCGGAGGAGAGAAUACCAGCUCUCAGAUUCCACAAAAUAUUAUCUAAAUUCACUGGAUCGCAUCGCCGAACCUUGCUAUGUUCCCACCCAGCAAGACGUGCUCAGGGUCAGAGUUCCCACAACAGGGAUCAUUGAAUACCCCUUUGACCUACAGAGUGUCAUAUUCAGGAUGGUAGAUGUCGGAGGACAGCGAUCAGAAAGGAGGAAGUGGAUCCACUGCUUUGAAAACGUCACCUCCAUCAUGUUCCUGGUAGCGCUCAGUGAAUAUGAUCAAGUUCUGGUGGAGUCUGACAAUGAGAAUCGCAUGGAGGAAAGCAAGGCAUUGUUUAGGACAAUAAUAACAUACCCCUGGUUCCAGAAUUCAUCGGUUAUUCUUUUUCUGAACAAGAAAGACCUUUUGGAGGAGAAAAUAAUGUUUUCACACCUUGUAGAUUACUUUCCCGAAUAUGAUGGGCCGCAGAGAGACGCUCAAGCCACGCGGGAAUUCAUCCUGAAGAUGUUUGUCGACCUGAAUCCAGACUCCGAAAAAAUCAUUUACUCUCAUUUCACCUGCGCCACGGACACAGAAAACAUCCGAUUCGUGUUCGCCGCGGUCAAGGACACCAUCUUGCAGCUCACGCUUAAGGAAUACAAUCUGGUCUGAACGGCGACCGGUUGUGGUUUUAUCUUUGUCAAUUAUCUUUUUCAAUUAAAAGACUUGUCAGUCUGCAGCUAAAGUCUGCCGUAAUGCUGUGAUCCACUAAAAUCUGCUUUAACAGGUCAAGCGGUCCGCUAAUUCUGCUCUGAAAUUGGACACACGAGUAACACAAGCUGCUCACCGCUUCAUCGGAGCUACUUCACAGGGUUCAACUUGAAUGUUAUUACUCCAAUUCAAUGAAAAACAUUGUCAUUGAACUUUAUAUUAAGGUUUAUUCUGUAGCAGGUUCUUUUUGGUUUUUAAGUUGUGUUCAUUGAGAUAUAAAUGUUGUGUAGAUUUCUCCAACUUGGACAUAUUAAUUAUUCUGUGUGGUGAGGUCUUUAGAAAGCAAUGAAGGUACUUAUAUGGUAUUGUAACAUGGUAUUUUUUUUAAGAGUCAGAGCAAGCUUAUUAGAUAAGGAAGGGUCUUUUGUCAUUUCUAAGGCACAUGCAUUGAAAAAUAGAUGACAGCUAGUUUACAUUAAGAUUUACAUAAAGUGCCAAAGUUCUUUAAAUGGGAUUGUUUUAUAACAACUAUACAACAGGCAAUAAGUUGCCCUCACCAGUAUCAUUUGUUUGGUUUUACAUUUCUUCCUGGAGCAGAUUGUUGUACACCUGUCGUUCAUGACCUGAUCCAUUAAGAUGAUGUGCCACAGAUCCCAUUCCUGUGCAUUCUUAUCUUUAACUACAAAUGUGCCAUUUAGAGAUUUUCUGUAAUACUUGCAUACGUUUAGAUUUUUUUUUUUUCCCGUGAUAAAAUUACACAACAGAUGUUCUCAGUGAGGCAAUGACGCUCUUACUGGUGAUGUACUGACUUGACUGUGGUUAGUGUGGUGUAAUAAAGCUUUGGUCAACAUUUGCAGUUGUUUUUAAAGACAGUA